Molecule: messenger RNA, 1165 nt
Organism: Nicotiana tabacum (common tobacco)
Lineage: Eukaryota; Viridiplantae; Streptophyta; Magnoliopsida; Solanales; Solanaceae
Source: RefSeq, a predicted model, not a curated record
UCUUAAGAAACUUGAGGCCCGGAACAAAAUUGUCUCUACUUUUCACCUUAACGGUUAUAGCCAACUGAAACAAUAAAAAACAGGCGAUCCACAAGAUUUCGAGCUUUUCAUGAAAGUAAUUUGAGCUCGUUUUUGGAAUCUGAAUUGACACCGAUUUAAUGGAUUCCAAGAUUUUCACGUCCGAUCCAAUCUUACAAACAAGAGGCUAGAGUUUAUUGUCUCAUUGAACAUGUCCGAAGCUUCUUUUAACAUGGAUCGCCCUAUAGAUGAAGAGAAAAUCAAAAUAGCAGCACUUAAAGAUGUGAAAUUAGAGGAAGUGGAGGAAAUUAAACCAGCAGAAAUUGAGGAAGUGAAAGAGGAUAGUCACCUCUUCUGCUGUGAUCUAUUUGAUGCGGAAAUGGUUCAAAAGGUAGCAGACGAAUUCCUUCCAGGAUUAGCCUCUGCCUGUAUUGACAACACGACUGGCGGUCUAUUGAAUAGCCCAGCUUCUGUUGCUGUUAAUAUUAGAAGAGAAAUGGUGGACUAUCUUGUUCAGAGAAGCGAGAUGUUUGUCGCUGAGUCUGUUGUCUUAGAAGGUGAUGCGGUUACUGAAGUAUUGUCGGAUAAUCCUCAUGAUAUUAUAUCAGAUUUUAUUGAUGAUUUUGCACAGUCUAAGAGGAACUUUUUCAGCAGAGUAUCAGCGUGGCUACUAAGCGAGAGGAGAGAGGAAAGGAUAGACGAUUUCGUGCAAGAAAUGGAAGUAAACGGCUUUUGGUUGAUGGGAAGGCGGAUAGCAGUGGCGCAAACGUUGAUCAGUAAUAUCGACUUCAAGAACACUUAUCACUGCAAUAUGAAGUUUAAAUCUGAAGAAGAGCUCUCUGAACAUAUCGCCACGUGCAGUUUCAGGGAAUUGAACUGUGAAAAUGAGGGAUGUAACGCGCGAUUUAGUGCAGCUCAGCUGAAACAGCACGACUCGACUUGUCCUUUUAAAAUACUUCAAUGUGAGCAGAAAUGCCCGGAAACGCUUAUGAGGCGCGAAAUGGACAGGCAUUGUAUUACUGUAUGUCCAAUGAAGCUUGUUAACUGCCCUUUCUAUCCAGUUGAGUUUGUUUUUCAAGUUCAAAAGGAAACUUGUGAUUGGAAGACAUGGCAAGGAACAAAGUUUCACGGAGGUCGAGGGAAGUGA